Molecule: messenger RNA, 771 nt
Organism: Herpailurus yagouaroundi (jaguarundi)
Lineage: Eukaryota; Metazoa; Chordata; Mammalia; Carnivora; Felidae
Gene: GSTP1
Product: glutathione S-transferase pi 1
Exons: 3
Coding region: 301-771 (156 amino acids)
Source: RefSeq, a predicted model, not a curated record
GCCUGGCCUUCCCCCGGGGCUGCAUCCUCUUGGCCCCCGUCUGGCUGCGCUCUGGCCAUCUGCCUCUGUCCCCACCCCGGGGCACUUCGGACUGCGGUCUGCACCCCUUGUCUCCCUCCCCAGACCGCACCGGUGCCAUGAUCUCCAUCUUUCUCCGGGGUUCCACUUCUCAGCAGACUCCGAAGCUAGAGUUUCUGUCCUGUCGCCACACUCCUGACCCCUCCCCAGGGUGCUCUGAGGCUGGGGUCUCCCCGCAUCCCCCCUACCCUGUCCUCCCCUCCCCCAGGGCGCUGCGAGGCCAUGCGCAUGCUGCUGGCCGACCAGGGCCAGGGCUGGAAGGAAGAGGUGGUGACCAAGAAGACCUGGCUGCAGGGCCCGCUCAAGGCCUCCUGUCUGUACGGGGACUCUGCUCCCUGCCCUGGUCCGGGGACCGUGGGAGAGGGUCAGAACCCUUGGCUGCCCUUCCCCAGAUGUGCAACCGUGGACAAGUGGCCAAUCCUCUGUGGGCCUGUUUCCUCCUCUGAUGUCCCGGUGGUCACAGAGUGCCACCCUGUUUACCCGGGAACCUCCCACAUUCAGACACUUGGCAGGUCUCAAGAUCCCCGUUUUACAGCGGAGAAAACAAACAGGUCAGAGCCGGAAUUUGCAGGCAGGGGCCCCGAGGGGCACGCCCACCUGCUUUCCCAAACAGCCCCAGAAAAUGCUCUCAAAUUGGCCGAAGUCCUUCCAGGGCUGCCCUCUGAUCUGGGCCACUCCCCUGCCUUCCUGUGA